GACGUCGCCGGAGGGUUCACCUUUGUAGAUGGGAACGAUUCUGGGCGUAGGAAGAUUCGUAUAGAAUACAUCGCGGACAAGGGGCGUAGACAUAUCACUUUUUCCAAGCGCAAAGCGGGGAUCAUGAAGAAGGCAUACGAACUUUCUAUCCUCACUGGCACUCAAGUCCUCCUACUGGUCGUGUCUGAAACUGGACUCGUGUACACUUUCACAACGCCUAAAAUGCAACCUAUGGUGCAGAGGCCCGAAGGAAAGAAUUUGAUUCAAGCAUGUCUCAACUCUCCCGAA
This is a messenger RNA of Tremella mesenterica DSM 1558, 288 nucleotides long. RefSeq lists its product as uncharacterized. The annotation marks the transcript as partial. Gene Ontology annotation, biological process: positive regulation of transcription by RNA polymerase II. Lineage: Eukaryota; Fungi; Basidiomycota; Tremellomycetes; Tremellales; Tremellaceae. The transcript has 3 exons. The record is from RefSeq and is a predicted model, not a curated record. Gene Ontology annotation, molecular function: protein dimerization activity; RNA polymerase II cis-regulatory region sequence-specific DNA binding; DNA-binding transcription factor activity, RNA polymerase II-specific.